CUUACUAAGUGAACUUACUAGAGAGUCUAUGUAUAUAUAGUAAUGACUAGCGAACAAAAUAUGCAUAAUGAACAAGAAAAAUGGGCAUAAAAAAGAUAGCAAUAGCGAGUUUCACAACCAUUGUUGUGUUGUUAUUCCAGCAAAGUUGGUUAGCAUGGGGACAAGUUAAGGGAGGUUACUGGUACUAUGACAGUGGGGUGGAUGCUUCAUCUAUUGACUCAUCCCUCUACACUCACCUCUACUGUGCUUUCGCCGCCCUUGAUGCCAACACCUUCCAAGCCACCUUACCCUCCAAUGUCUUCUCUACCUUCACUCAGACCGUCAAGCGCCGGAACCCUAACGUCAACACCUUUCUCUCCGUUGGCGGAGGCUUCGGCCGCAACUUGUCCCUUCGCUUCUCCGCCAUGGCCAGCCAAAGCAGCACCCGCAAGGCCUUUAUAGACUCCACCAUCCAGCUAGCCAGAUCCAACGGCUUCGGAGGCGUGGAUCUCGACUGGGAGUACCCUUCCUCCGACGCCGACAGGAACAACUUAGCUCUCCUCCUCCAAGAAUGGCAAGCAGCUAAUCAAGAAGAUUCUAGAAACACCGGGAGAGCUUCGUUGCUUUUGACAGCUGCCGUUGCUGGAUCUAACCAGAUAUCUUCGUUGCAGUAUUACCCUAUCGCCGCCAUUAACGACUACACGGACUGGUUGAACCUUAUGGUGUACGAUCUGUUCAUUCCGGAACAGUAUCGUUCUUCGACACAGCCACCUGCACCGUUGUACAACCCUGGAGGAGUGUUCAGUGCAGAUGAAGGGGUUUCGUCGUGGAUUGGACUCGGAAUUGCCGCUAAUAGGUUGACUUUUGGGUUGCCGUUUUAUGGAUAUGCAUGGAAUUUGGUGAACCCUAAUAAUAAUGGAUUGUUUGCUCCUGCUGCUGGUCCUGCUCAAAGUUCCACCGGGAGCAUGACGUAUAGGCAGAUUAGAGAUUUCAUAAACAAUCAAAGGCCACAACAAGUGUAUCACUCAGCUUAUGUGACUAAUUAUUGUUAUUCUGGGAAUACCUGGAUUGGUUAUGAUGAUACUCAGAGUGUCUCUGCUAAGAUCAGAUACGCCAAGGGCAGAGGAAUGGUUGGAUAUUUUUCAUGGCAGGUUAGUGGGGAUGACACCUCUUCCACCCUUGCUACAACCGCUUAUAAUACUUGGGAUAGCAGCUUACGCGGAGAGCAACAGGGUUCAGCUCAGAGGUUGACAGAAGCUAAAUAAUUAGUUUGAUGAAGCCAAUGAAAGAAUAAUAAUGAGUU
Arachis ipaensis is the source of this 1282-nucleotide messenger RNA. Its product is annotated as class V chitinase. Gene Ontology annotation, biological process: chitin catabolic process; carbohydrate metabolic process. NCBI's taxonomy places the organism in Eukaryota, Viridiplantae, Streptophyta, Magnoliopsida, Fabales, Fabaceae. Gene Ontology annotation, cellular component: extracellular region. The record is from RefSeq and is a predicted model, not a curated record. Gene Ontology annotation, molecular function: chitin binding; chitinase activity.